Molecule: messenger RNA, 821 nt
Organism: Homo sapiens (human)
Lineage: Eukaryota; Metazoa; Chordata; Mammalia; Primates; Hominidae
Gene: RNF151
Product: ring finger protein 151
Exons: 4
Coding region: 27-299 (90 amino acids)
Cellular component (GO): cytoplasm; nucleus
Molecular function (GO): identical protein binding; zinc ion binding; enzyme binding
Source: RefSeq, marked validated
GUGGAGCUGCUGUCUAGACGCAGAUCAUGGGUGGCGGGUAUGAUCUCAACCUCUUCGCCAGCCCUCCUGACAGCAACUUCGUGUGCUCCGUCUGCCAUGGGGUUCUCAAGAGGCCAGCAAGGUUGCCAUGCAGCCACAUCUUCUGCAAAAAGUGCAUCCUCCGGUGGCUAGCCAGGGGUGGGGCAGGGCUAGGAGAGAAGGCAGGAGAAUCCCAUCUUCAGAGAGAAACAAGUGCAGCCUUGGGACGACCAGACAUAGCUGAGUUUGGAUCGUGGCUCUACUGCUUAGUUGCUGUGUGACUUUAGUGCAAGAACGCCGACGCUGGCUGCAUAGUGACAUGCCCCCUGGCCCAUCGCAAGGGGCACCAGGACUCAUGCCCCUUUGAGCUAACGGCCUGCCCCAACGAGGGCUGCACCUCGCAGGUGCCGCGUGGGACCCUGGCAGAGCACCGGCAGCAUUGCCAGCAAGGGUCCCAGCAGCGCUGCCCCCUGGGCUGCGGGGCCACCCUGGACCCGGCCGAGCGUGCUCGCCACAACUGCUACCGGGAGCUGCACAACGCCUGGAGCGUGCGCCAGGAGCGCCGUCGGCCCCUGCUGCUGUCCCUCCUGCGGCGUGUGCGCUGGCUGGACCAAGCCACCAGUGUCGUUCGUAGAGAGCUGGCGGAGCUCAGCAACUUCCUGGAGGAAGACACCGCUCUGCUGGAGGGUGCCCCACAGGAGGAGGCCGAGGCUGCCCCAGAAGGCAACGUUGGGGCUGAGGUGGUGGGGGAGCCCAGGGCCAACAUACCUUGUAAAUAGGUAAAUAAAAGCAGACCCCCGGCC